UCGCUGAACUUUGAAUUGACAUUUGACAAGGUUGGAAUUUGGUUGGAAUCAAUUUCAAUGUGCUUGUGGCUAAUAUUUAGAACUUAGUGUAGAUUUUAUGAAAUAAAAAUGGCGAAAAGACUGCAAGAAUAUGUGAAAUAUAGCAUAAAAGAGUUGGAAUCUUAUACGAAACAAGAAGGUUCUUGUGUGCGUAAAAUAAAUUCCAAUUUACAUAUAUCAUUAGGUCCAUAUUGCCUUGCCGAUUUUAAACAUGCGCUCAGUGCUCAUAUAAUGCGACGCAAAGUUGGCUACUAUGAUGACAGUCUCGAAGGUAUUGUCUUGGACAUAAAGAAUAUUAAAGUGUUGAGCAAGUCAGCUGCCUUGCGAGCAGAUGAUCCACGUAUACAUGUUGACGUGAAUGCCGAUUGCUAUGUGUUCUGUCCAAUCGCUGGUGCGAUAUUGAGCGGUGUGGUGAAGCACAUUGGUAACCAUCAUAUCGGCGUAAUCAUUUACAGAGUUUUCAAUGUGAGCAUUAGGUUUGCAGCUAAGCUUAAUAAGGAGGAGUUUAAAAUGGAUGACACGGUGCAGUUUCGCAUAAAAAAUUUCAAUUUACAAAAUGUCUUCCCGUACAUUGAAGGUGAUCUUGUGACAGCCAGUGGCGAUAAAAUUACGCAUAAAUUUAUAAAGGUUGAACCGGAUAGUGCAGAUAGCAACAUAGAUUCCGGUGUUGAGUCGCGUGAUAAUCAAGAGCUAGACGAAUUAGUAAAUCUAAUCAAGGAAGAAAAGGAAUCGGAAGAGGAAUGCACCCCAACGAAACCAAACAAGAAAAAAGAUAAAGCUAAUUCCAGUAAAAGAAAGAGAAAAGCUAGCGAAAGUGUGGUGCUAAUUACCACACCAACUUCUAUCAAAAAGGAGCCUUCAUCGGAGAAAAAGAAACGUAAACAUGCCGAUAGUGUAGAACAAGAAAAUACUAAAACUGACAAAGCUACAGUGAAAAGUAAAACGAAGAAAAUAAAUGGUGAAUUAUUGAAUGCAACACAAAUUAAAAAGGAAGAAUUAGACGAUUCGUUUACAACGCCUACCAAAAAACGACGCAAGUCGAAAACGAAUAGUAUAUCACUUGAUAGUAGCUAGUGUUAUGCUAGUGUGGUAUUGAUUCUUCCCGAAACUCUAAAAUUAUUUGGGAAUAUUGUACUGUGGGGUAUAUUAACUGUCGCUAAUUUUAGUGUGUAAGAAGAAACAUAUUCAUGCCCGUAAGACCCAAUGGACCCGCCUGUGAAAAGUGUCCCCAAAAUUUUCAAAUGAAAAACAACAACUAGUUUUUAAUAAAAUAACAAUUGAUAUUUGAUAGAGUCUAUAGAGUGACCUAAAAUUAAUUGUUGGAUAUUUUUAAAAUAAAAAAUGAAGAAAAGUUUAUAACGCAAAUCGUUUAAAAAUAUAUACAUAAAUAACAGCAAAUUGUGCCACAACCGUGAACAUUUUUACGUUUUGCGCUAAUAUUACAGCCAACGUGCAUGUGUGCUGAAACAUGUAUAUUUGUGAGUUGACAUACUUAUUUUGUAUAAGUAUAGAGUAUAUUUAAGUUUGAAUAAGUUAAUUUGUAAAUUAGCACUAAUAAAAUGAAGAAAUUUUAAAUAUAAAAAGUUGGCAAACAAAUCUAAAUUGUACAUAAAUGUGUGCAUAAAUAUCUCUCCGCCAACUUAUUAGACAUCAUGGAAACUUUUCAAAGUUGAGAAAAAGUAAAAAAGAUAAACUCAAAACUAUUUGGGGAGGUUUCUGCAGAAAGAAAAACAUUUAUAACUUAACUUUUCCUCUCAUAGCAUACUUUUUAUUGGACUUCAAAUGUCGAAUCUGCAAAAGUUUGUUGGUUUUGUUGUAUCGGCUGAAUACUAC
This is a messenger RNA of Bactrocera dorsalis (oriental fruit fly), 1872 nucleotides long. RefSeq names its product DNA-directed RNA polymerase I subunit RPA43 (gene Polr1F). The record is from RefSeq and is a predicted model, not a curated record. Lineage: Eukaryota; Metazoa; Arthropoda; Insecta; Diptera; Tephritidae. Gene Ontology annotation, cellular component: RNA polymerase I complex. The coding region runs from base 109 to 1113 and encodes 334 amino acids. The transcript has 2 exons. Gene Ontology annotation, biological process: DNA-templated transcription initiation.